AAGUCCGCCCGGUGUCCUCCUUGCGACUGCUCCGGUAAACAAACGAAAUAAAACGCUACUUUGCUGUUUAGUUUGCGCGUCUUUGGCUUCAUACAAGCCUUACUUACUUUUCCAUUUAUUUAUUGAUAAAAUAGAGCCUGCCAGUAUUCGUGUUCAUCAUGUCAGUGCAGAGAAAUCUGGUGUAGGAGAUGCGAGCUGCGUUGCGUCUGGCAAUAGUGGCGAUCCCGAUGGGGGUGCUGCUGUCCCGGACCAUGGCGUGGAUGUCCAGUGGCAAAACGCACCAGGAGCUCAUAACCAGGCUCAGGGAUCAUGGCGUGAUCCACAGUGACAGAGUGUUCAAUGCCAUGCUGGCCACAGACAGAGGGAUCUACUCCAGGGAUUAUCCAUACGCAGACUCUCCUCAGUCCAUAGGCUUCCGAGCCACCAUCAGUGCGCCACACAUGCACGCCCACGCUUUGGAGCUGCUGAGCGACAAACUCACAGAAGGGGCAUCGGCCCUGGACGUCGGUUCAGGAAGUGGUUAUCUCACGGCCUGCUUUGCAAGAAUGACAGGAGACAGUGGGAGAGUGGUGGGAAUUGAACACAUCGAUGAACUGGUUCAAAGUUCAGUCAGAAACGUCCAAGCGGAUGACCCGGAUCUUAUCGCCUCUGGACGCAUCAGACUUGUGGUGGGAGACGGAAGGCUCGGGUACCCAGAGGGAGCCCCUUAUGAUGCCAUUCAUGUUGGUGCAGCUGCAGCUACCGUUCCUAAGGCUCUCCUGGAGCAGCUGAAGCCAAACGGGCGCUUGGUGCUGCCAGUCGGCCCCGACGGUGGCAGUCAGGUCCUGGAACAGUACGAACGUCAGAGUGACGGCACCUUCCUCAAAAGAGCUUUGAUGGGAGUGGUUUACGUCCCCCUGACAGACAAGAGACGACAGUGGCCGGGAGGUGAGCUCUGACUGCGGUGUGGUUGCCCCUUCCCCCCUGCAGGAGGUGGGGUUGUGCGCCAUGUCUUCAACCCCUUAAGUUCCUUUCCUGCUAUGUUCACUUUUUCCUCCGUAACCUUAAGACAUUCACAAGGAGCAUCUGGCUCUGUUUUCCUCACUUCAUUGUCUCCCUGGACUAUAAUAAGAGUAGGUAACUGAAAGUGUGCAUAUUUAGCAUUAAAAAUGGAAAGAAUUUAUUUUAA
Molecule: messenger RNA, 1168 nt
Organism: Phyllopteryx taeniolatus (common seadragon)
Lineage: Eukaryota; Metazoa; Chordata; Actinopteri; Syngnathiformes; Syngnathidae
Gene: pcmtl
Product: l-isoaspartyl protein carboxyl methyltransferase, like
Exons: 8
Coding region: 189-938 (249 amino acids)
Biological process (GO): protein modification process
Cellular component (GO): cytoplasm
Molecular function (GO): protein-L-isoaspartate (D-aspartate) O-methyltransferase activity
Source: RefSeq, a predicted model, not a curated record